This is a messenger RNA of Linum trigynum, 390 nucleotides long. The record is from the annotation of a GenBank genome assembly. NCBI's taxonomy places the organism in Eukaryota, Viridiplantae, Streptophyta, Magnoliopsida, Malpighiales, Linaceae.
AUGGAUAUUCCACGCCUGAUUAAUUCGAUUGGCUGGGGUGAUAUACUCCCUAAUCGUAAUUUUGGUUUUCGGCCUGAGGCUGUAAGGAUGUUCUAUGCGAACAUGAAGCCAUGCUUCCAAAUCUCCCCACCCUGUUUUACUACGAUAGUUUACAACUAUCUGAUCACUAUCAAUGUGGAACUCUUGUCACUGCUUCUUGGAAUUCCCGUUGCUGGUGCAGAAGUCCAGAAUGAGUCUGACUUUCACUCAGUUGACUUGAAUGAGGGGGAUGCCCUGCGACUGUAUACUUGUGAUACUGGUCUCUAUUACCCUUCUGACUUCCAUUCUAGGAGACUUCCUGAUGAUCUCAAGGUUUUACACUUCUACAUCACGAGGGCUUUUCUACCUUGA